Messenger RNA from Schistosoma turkestanicum, 883 nucleotides. The record is from the annotation of a GenBank genome assembly. NCBI's taxonomy places the organism in Eukaryota, Metazoa, Platyhelminthes, Trematoda, Strigeidida, Schistosomatidae.
ACUUAUUUCAUUGACAAAUAUAUUUAAUAAUAACAGAAAUACUGGCCAUCAGUUAUCAGUGAUACAAAUUUCUUAAAUUUCUUAACAUAAUUGUCAAUAUACACACCAAAUCAGUGAGAAACAUACAAAUUCAAUAAAGAAAAGGAAAUCAGAACAAUGAAAUUCUAUUAUAUUUUAUUAAUGAUUCUAUAUUUGUUCGUAUUAUCUAAUGGACAUAUGGAUGAAGAUGUUUAUCAAUCAGAAUAUGCACUCUAUCCUCCAUAUCCUUACAUGUCAGAUGAUCAAAUGGCAGAAAUGUUGGAUAACAAAGUAAAACACUCUAUGCUUGAGAAUAAAGGUAAAUGGUAUGCCAAUGAUCCAGAUAAUAGAGUGUUCUAUGUACAUCGUAGACGAUUUACACGUCCAUAUGGUCGAUAAUUGAAAAACAGAAAAGAUUAGCAAAUGAAAAUAAUCAAGCCAGCAAUUGUACCUUGUUGUUUUGAAUGUUGAAAAUGAAAAUUGACAAAAUCUAUUCAAUGAAUUUAAUGCUUACAUUCAGUUGAAAAUGUUGUGUAUUUAUUAUUAUUAUUAUUCUAAGAAAAUGAAAUAAUCUUUCCUUCCUAAUUUGUGUUUGUUAAUCAAGUAAAAAUUUCAUAAUUUGCAAGUGAUAUUUAAAUAGCAAGAAUAAGUUCUCAAAAAAGGAAUAAAAAUAUAUCUCUAGUAAAUAAUUGUUAUUUUCAAUUAGGGUUAUGAAGAUUAGUGUUUUUACACAUUUGAAAUCAUCAAUCAGUCAUUGUUGUACCACCAUUGGAAACCUGGAAGCACUGGACGGCCGUUUCGUCGUGGUAUAGGACUCAUCAGCAGUGCGCAUCCAAGACUCGUGCACAUCGCAGGAUUCGAACUC